GAAACACUAAUUCAAGAUCCCUUGAAAAGAAAGGCAUGUCCAAUGUCCGAUCUUGUUGGAUCUGUAGUCACUGCGAAAGCUAACAAAUCAAAUUAAAAAUUAUAGAUUAUAUAAGUUAUAGAAUAAGUACUUUUAGAUUCUGCAUUUAUUUAUAUGCAAAAAAAAUGUCUACUACGGUAGAAUUGUGUGAUUCUUCUGAGGAUAAAGAUUCAGUAGAAAGUAGCCAACAUUUUAAAGAACGUGCAGAACGAAAUCGUCAAAAAGCAUUACUUUUAAAGAAAUCUAAAAUUGUAUCUCAUCCCUAUGCAAAAAGUGAAAAUGCAGGUUCAAUAAAGGGGAGACAAUUAAAAGUUCAAGGACAGCGUGUUAUAGACAGUGGUGGUGGUUUCCUCAUAGAGGAAGAUAACGAUUUAGAAGAACAAUUGUUACGAAUAACAACAGAGCCUGCUCCUAUCAUUAUUGAUUCACCUCAUUGUGACGAGUGUCAACAGGAAUUUAAAGAUUCUUAUCUCUUAAAAACAUUUGAUCUUGCUGUAUGUGAUAAAUGCAGAGAUCCAGAUGAAAAACAUUCUUUAAUCACAAAAACAGAAGCAAAACAAGAAUAUUUAUUAAAGGAUUGUGAUUUUGAUAAAAGAGAACCUCCAUUAAAAUUCAUUACCAGAAGAAAUCCUCAUAACUCAAACUGGGGUGAUAUGAAAUUGUAUUUACAACUACAGAUCGAGCAGAGGGCUUUGGAAGUAUGGGGUACUGAAGAAAAAUUAUUAGAAGAAAAAGAAUUACGCGAUAUUAAGAGAGAAGGGACCAAAAUUAAAAAAUUCAAUAAAAAGAUUAAACAGUUACGAAUGCAAGUCAGAAGUUCGAUAUAUGAUAAAACAACGAAAGCUUCCCAUACGCACGAAUUUGGGAAAGAUACAUAUAAUGAAGAUAAUGAUACAUAUACACACACUUGUGUUACUUGUGGUUAUGAAGAAACUUAUGAAAAAAUGUAGUUUAUAACUGUAAUGAAUAACUUAGGUAUUAAUUAGGCUGUGUUUCAACAUUGUAUGUCUUUUUCAUAUAUUGAUAGAAUCUUUUUUUCAAAAAUAUUAUCUACCGAAUUUAUACAAACACUGAAUGAAAAUCGGAAACUUUCAAUAUUCUCA
This is a messenger RNA of Osmia lignaria (orchard mason bee), 1142 nucleotides long. RefSeq names its product DNA repair protein complementing XP-A cells homolog Xpac (gene Xpac). Gene Ontology annotation, biological process: base-excision repair; UV-damage excision repair; nucleotide-excision repair, DNA damage recognition. Gene Ontology annotation, cellular component: nucleotide-excision repair factor 1 complex. Gene Ontology annotation, molecular function: damaged DNA binding. The record is from RefSeq and is a predicted model, not a curated record. NCBI's taxonomy places the organism in Eukaryota, Metazoa, Arthropoda, Insecta, Hymenoptera, Megachilidae.